This is a messenger RNA of Eremothecium gossypii ATCC 10895, 1179 nucleotides long. It is a transcript of the gene PBP2, whose product is annotated as telomere maintenance protein PBP2. Gene Ontology annotation, cellular component: cytoplasm; nucleus. The record is from RefSeq and is marked provisional. The transcript has a single exon. Gene Ontology annotation, molecular function: mRNA binding. The coding region runs from base 1 to 1179 and encodes 392 amino acids. NCBI's taxonomy places the organism in Eukaryota, Fungi, Ascomycota, Saccharomycetes, Saccharomycetales, Saccharomycetaceae. Gene Ontology annotation, biological process: regulation of gene expression; regulation of RNA metabolic process.
AUGAGUGAUAGUGAUGUUGCGUGUGAUUCUCCCAAUGCGCUAAAGCGGAAGCCGGACGACGACGAGAAAGCACUUGAAGCAGAAAUCAAAAGGGUUGCACUAGACGAUGUGCUGCCAGGUGCUGCACGGAUUUCUGAUUAUAUUCAUAUGCGGAUGCUGUGUCUUGUGAAGGAUGCAUCAAUGGUGGUUGGGCACAAAGGAGAGCGGAUCUCGCGCAUUAAGCUCGAGACCGGGACGCGGAUUAAUGUCUCUGAGAAUAUCAAAAACGUGCCUGAGCGAGUGGUCUUCCUGCGCGGAUCGUGCGAGAAUGUGGCCAAGGCAUUCGGCAAGAUUUCGAGGGCCAUCAAUGACGAGGACGACCGGGAAUCCAACGACCGAUCGCUGCCUCUGACGGUUAACCUGCUGGUACCGCACCAUCUGAUGGGCUACGUGAUCGGCAAACAGGGCUCGAGACUACGGGAAAUCGAGGACCUGAGUGCCGCCAGGCUGGUCGCAGGCCCGCAGCAGCUGCCGCUGUCGAACGAUAGGGUGCUGUGCAUAACAGGGGUUGCGGACGCUAUCCACAUUGCGACCUACUAUGUGGGCCAGACCAUCCUGAGCUGCGAACCCAAGUACCGAGCGCGCAAGACCAUCUUCUACCAGCCAAGCGCAAUGCACUCGGUGCUGGUGAACAACUACGGGAUCGCUAUCCAGCAUCAGCAGCAUCAUCAGUACCAUCCCGGGGACAAGGCGAAGCGGUCGCGGUCGCGCAUGUCUCCUGCCCUGCCUCCCACGCCCAACGAGGUGGUGUUCCACUCUUAUCUUCCUCUUGGCGCCCCGGUCCCAGGCUCUCUCGCGGUCGCCAACAACCUUGCACUGCCCCACGUCCGGAUCGUGGAGGGCAUCAAUCCGCAGACACGUAUCACGUCGGUGGUCCAGGAGAUAUUUAUAGAGGAGUUAAUGGUCGGGAAUGUCAUUGGGAGAGGUGGCAAGAACAUAACUCAAAUCAAGGAGUCUACUGGCUGCUCCAUUCAGAUUGCGGACCCUGUUCCCGGCAAAGACGAAAGGAAAUUGACCAUCAUUGGCACUCCCAUCGGGAACCAGACCGCGGUCAUGAUGAUCAACAACAAGAUAGAUAUCGACAAAAGGAAUCAGCAUAAUCGACAUAGCCAGCAGCACAAUGGACACAUGAAGACAUGA